This is a messenger RNA of Conger conger (European conger), 1529 nucleotides long. RefSeq names its product dual specificity protein phosphatase 5-like. The record is from RefSeq and is a predicted model, not a curated record. Gene Ontology annotation, molecular function: MAP kinase tyrosine/serine/threonine phosphatase activity; protein tyrosine/threonine phosphatase activity. NCBI's taxonomy places the organism in Eukaryota, Metazoa, Chordata, Actinopteri, Anguilliformes, Congridae. Gene Ontology annotation, cellular component: cytoplasm; nucleus. Bases 128 to 1234 code for a protein of 368 amino acids. The transcript is spliced from 4 exons. Gene Ontology annotation, biological process: protein dephosphorylation; negative regulation of MAPK cascade; endoderm formation.
AACGACGCACGGAGGAGUCACUAUCACUAUCUAUUCGUUGUAAACUCCGCGUCGUUGGUGUGAUUCAAUUCUGAAUACCAUUUAUUCGCUUUCACUAGGCUAACAUAUAUCCCAGUGAACGUUUCUCAUGACAAGCAGCAUGAAGGUUUUAAGCAUAGACAGCAGACGUCUUAAGAAAAUAAUAAGGAAAGAAUGUGGAAACUGUCUCAUAGUGGAUUGCCGACCGUAUUUUUCUUUCUUGGACUCAAGCAUAAAAGGCUCCGUCAAUGCAAACUUGAACUCGGUUAUUCUCCGGAGAUCUCGAGGUGGUCCAGUGCCUCUAAAAUAUAUUACACCGGACGAGAAAUCCCAGUCUCGGCUUCGAGACGGUAGCAUCUCGACUGUUGUGGCUUUGGACAACAGUACGCUCCAUUGGCAAAAAGUAAAAAAGGACAGUAUUGCCCAGAUUGUUAUCAGUACAUUCGCACAUCUAGCAAGUGGACCUAAAAUCUGUUUUCUGAAAGGCGGAUAUGAAUACUUCCAUUCUCAGUACCCCGAGCUUUGCACUGAGCGAAAAACUAUCCCACAGGGCGAAACUGAGAUGCAGAAGCUGGUCUCAUACCACAAACCCGAUUACGAUCAGGGAAAACCCGUAGAGAUCCUGCCCUUCCUGUACCUCGGCAGUGCCUACCACGCUUCCAGGGAGGACUAUCUCAGUGACCUUCAGAUCACGGCCUUGCUCAACAUCUCCCGCAGAGACACGCAGCACUCCAGAGGCCACUUUCGGUACAAAUGGAUCCCCGUGGAGGACAGCCACCGCACUGACAUCAGCUCCCACUUCCAGGAGGCCGUCGAUUUUAUCGACUGUAUUGGAAAAUCUGGGGGGAAAGUGCUGGUUCACUGCGAAGCGGGCAUCUCCAGAUCUCCCACCAUAUGCAUGGCCUAUAUGAUGAAAACCAAAGGGCUUCAGCUGGAAGAGGCCUUCGAUUUCAUCAAGCAACGAAGGCCACUCAUCUCCCCAAACUUCAGCUUCAUGGGUCAGCUGCUUCAGCUCGAAUCUGAGCUCCUCCCGUCUGUAACUCUGACUACUACUGCCCCCUGCAGUCAGGAAAGAAUAUCGCCGUGCGCUGAAACCUUCCCUCUCAGCAGUACGUACGAGGCCGUGUUCAGCUUCCCCACCUCGUUUCUGACUCCCGUGUCAAUUCAGUCCCAGGUGCACCAGUUGAGUUUAUGCCCGAUAACAGCAGUGCCUUAAAUUCAAUGCUGAGGGUGUGCAAGAUGAGAGACCGAAAAUUCCAAUAAAAAUGUACAAGCAACAUUUGACAAAGGAAUGAUGGACAUUUUUAUCUUUCUUGUUUAAUGAUGAAAUUACUACAGACACCAUUUUUCUAUCUUUGUAGUAAACCAACCACGACAAAUAGAUUGAUAUAACUGCCUUACCUUGAAGUGAUCUUUGUUCACAGUGAGUAGUGCAUUAUAAAUGGGCUUAUUCAAUUUUUCAAGCCCUGAAAGUUAGUGGAAAUAAUAAUAAAGACUUUUACUAAAUGUGA